CAGAACUGCAGACAACCACACAACUCUCAAAGCAAGUCCAAAAAACGUUCCACUAGCUACUGCAGAGUCCAGACACCAUGUCUUCCAGCCCAGAGUACAAACUGAUCUACUUUCAUGCAAGAGGACGUGCAGAACUGAUCCGGUUCCUCUUUGAGCACUUGGAGAUCCAGUACGAAGAUCAGCGGAUGACAUUCGAGGAGUGGCCCAGCAUAAAACCAGAUACACCAUUUGGAAUACUACCGAUAUUGGAAGUACACGGGAAACAGCUAACGAGCAGCAUCGGGAUUGCAAGAAUGAUUGCAGAAGAAAAUGGUUUGAGUGGAUCUAAUCUAUUGGAGAACACUGAAGUGUUUGGUAUUGUGAGUGCUGCAGAAGAUGCCUGGUGCAACAUAUACACAGCACGAUACAAGCAGAAGGACAAGGACUCUACGGAUCUCAAGGUCAAAGAAUUACACGAGGACUACCUACCAGAGCACAUCGAGAGGUUUGAAAAGAGAGCAGCUGCUAAUGGUGCAGGCUGGAUAUGGGGUGAUAAGAUGACCUAUGCUGACUUUGCAACGUAUCUACUCUUCCAAUACGUAUGUGAGAACACGGAGGGAGCUAAGGACAAGUAUCCAAAACUGGCAAAAAUACAUGCAAUUGUGGAGUCCCUACCGAAAAUUGCAAAAUGGAUGAAAUCGCGACCAGAAACUUUUGCAUAAUAAUAACAAUACAACGAUGAUGAACAUACAUACAAUAAUAUGUACAUAAUUGUACCUACAUACAUACUGAACUUAAUAAUUGUUUUUAUGCAGUUUAAUGAAAAUAAUGUUUGUCUUGUGA
Halichondria panicea is the source of this 822-nucleotide messenger RNA. Its product is annotated as hematopoietic prostaglandin D synthase-like. The coding region runs from base 78 to 701 and encodes 207 amino acids. The transcript is spliced from 5 exons. The record is from RefSeq and is a predicted model, not a curated record. Lineage: Eukaryota; Metazoa; Porifera; Demospongiae; Suberitida; Halichondriidae. Gene Ontology annotation, biological process: glutathione metabolic process. Gene Ontology annotation, molecular function: glutathione transferase activity.